Messenger RNA from Panonychus citri (citrus red mite), 2884 nucleotides. RefSeq names its product WD repeat, SAM and U-box domain-containing protein 1-like. The coding region runs from base 606 to 2156 and encodes 516 amino acids. The transcript has 7 exons. The record is from RefSeq and is a predicted model, not a curated record. Gene Ontology annotation, molecular function: ubiquitin-protein transferase activity; protein binding. Gene Ontology annotation, biological process: protein ubiquitination. NCBI's taxonomy places the organism in Eukaryota, Metazoa, Arthropoda, Arachnida, Trombidiformes, Tetranychidae.
UUUUUUUGUUGUUCCAUAAUUUUGCUUUCUAAUUGUUGACAAUUUAAUCUCAAUUACUUUGAGAGAAACCAAUUGAUUUUAUUUUUAUUCUUCGUCUUAAUUUUGUUCCUGGUUAUCUGUUGGUUUGAUUUUCGUUUUGGAUGAUAAUCUGUUAAUUCUUGCAUGACGCAUGUUAGUCAAUUUUUUUAUUCUCUGUGAAUGUAAACAAAUCUGAUGAUUUCAAUCUUCUUUUUUUAUGGUUAAUAUUAUUAUUAUUUUGGAACUUUGAUUGUUUGGUUUUCGUCUCUUUACCUUUCGAUUAUAUUUUAUUAGCAAUUUAAUUUUCACUUGUUGGGGUUGAAUUGAAUCGAUUGUGAUUUUAUGUUUCGUUCAUUUGUUGGUCCAGAGAAUCAACAAUUUGUAUGAUUUUUCUGAUUUUUGAUCAGAUGGUUUUAAUUGAUGUUAUUGUUGAUUUAAUUCAGCUUGAUUGUUACCUUGUCCGGCUCUGUUUCAAUUAUCAAAGGUAAUCUUGAUCAUAAUAAGUGAUUUGAUUCGGGAUUCACAUUUACUGUCAAUAAUUGAUUGGAUAGAUUGUUAAUUAAUCUACACCAUAUCGAGAUUGAGAUAUGGCUUCGAUUGACAGAUUUCAAACCUUGGAAGGUCACACAUCGGAUGUUACAUGGGUUGACUUUAAUGGGAAUAAAAUUGUCGUCUCAUCAUCUAAUGACAAAUCCAUUAGAUUCUGGAAAUGUAAAGAUGAUGGAUAUUUCGAAGAGUGUACAGAAUCCCCAUUAAAAUCACCUUUAAAUGGUCACAAUUAUGGAGUAAAUUGUGUACGAUUUUCACCUUUCGGUACAAUUUUGGCCUCAGUUUCAACGGAUGGUUAUCUCAUCCUAUGGAAUUCACAGACUGGUGAUCAAGUUGUUCGGCUUCUUAAUCCAACCAAUUGUGCAAUAAGAGUUUGCUGUUUCUCACCUUCUUCAGCUAUCUUGGUGACCGCUGGUGAUGAUGAAAAGAUCUGCCUUUGGGAUAUUAGUACUCGAUCUUUGGUAAGAUCAUUAACCGGACAUGAAGCAAUGGUCACUACUUGUGCCUUUUCACCCGAUUCAGCUUACCUGAUUUCUGGUGCAACCUCAGGUGAAUUAAAAAUGUGGGAUGCACGUCAUGGUCAUGGUAAAUGUUUAUUAACUAUUUCGGAAGCUCAUGAUUUGGGUGUAGUCUCAUCUGAUUUCAAUCCUCAGUACGAGGUUAACGGUGAGUCCGUGGAAGCCACGAAUGGUCCAUUACAAAGCUACUAUCUGCUCGCUUCUUGUGGUAACGACGAUUUAGUUAAAUUGUGGCGUGUUAAGGGUGGAUCAAAAUGUUCAAUUGUCCUUUACCACAGUCUUUCAGGUCACAGUGGUAACGUUUAUUGUUGUCGUUUUUCAAACGAUGGUACACUUCUUGCAUCAGCUGCUGGAGACAAAACGAUAAUCAUUUGGUCUAUUGAGUCUGGGACUAUAAUUCGUCGUCUUGAAGGUCACAAUCGAUAUGUAACUUGUUGUGCUUUUUCUGCUAAUAAUAGUCUCUUGGCAACUGGAUCAAAUGAUAAAACUGUAAUCAUUUGGAAUCUGAGUGCUUAUCUUGAUACUCCAUCCACCGAUGAUAAUGAUGAAUCUCCUGAAACAACUUAUCCCAAUCGUAUAAGAGGUGCUUCUUUCAGUUUAGGUACCAAUGCCAACCUGGUUUCUCGUUGGUCAGUUGAACAAGUCAACCAGUGGCUUGAAACGCUCAAUCUAUCUCAGUAUAGUGAAGUUUUUAAGACUAACGAAAUUGACGGAACUGAACUUCUUCACCUUUCGCAUGAUGUCCUGUUGACAAUGUUGAAAAUUACAACUUUGGGUCAUCGAAAUAAAAUCUUGCGAGGAGUCCAAGCCUUACGAAAUCCUUUAUGGCAACACUUUGCAAAUGAAGACGAUAUAUCAAUGCCUGAUGAAUUAUUCUGUCCAAUAACUCAUGAACUAAUGAAAGAUCCUGUUGUAGCUUCAGAUGGUUACACUUAUGAAAGAACCGCGAUCACUGAAUGGGUGGAAAAUGGUAACAAUACAAGUCCAAUGACCAAUGAUCCUUUCACUGAUGACCGUUUGAUUCCUAAUCGGACUUUAAAACUUUUGGCCAAAAGAUAUCAAUUACCUUGAGUGUUUAAUUGUCUCCAAUCAGCUGAUUGAAAAAAUGUUUAAUUUUUAAAACAUUACAAUCCCUUUAUCAACAAAUCAACACGCGAAUAACUAUUUUAAAAUUUUAAUUAACCGUUUUAAAUAUCUCUAAGAGCCGCAAUAUAACAAGAUCUGUGAUCAAUUGUAUCAAUUUUAAAUUAACUAACCCACAAAAGACACAGUCAAAGUCCAACUACAAUUACCAAUCAUGCUUCAAAAAUGCCAUUAAUUAAGGUUGAAAAAUUAUUUUCACAAUUAAUCCAUUCCUUAAACUAUUCAUAUCUUUCUCUGCUAAUUGUUCCUACUAAACAAUAUAAAAACAAACCUAUCAAUUGUUAAUCAAAUUCAUUAAUAAUUUAAUUGUGCAAUGUUUUUUUUUUUUGAUGAAAACAAUCAUCAAAUUAAAAUAAUAUUUUAUUUUAAUUGUAAAAAUUUAUCUCUUUUUUUAUCCAUCAAUUGAAUAUAUUGAUCAAUGUAUCUGAAGAAAUUAUCAUAAAUGGAUAUUGAAGGUUAUCAGCAUUAGAUGACCUUCGAAGGUCGAAUGGACAUUUGGACACGAGGGUUCGAAAGUUUAAUUGUUGAGCUGUAAUUUAUUUUUCCAAUAUUAAUAGUAACAGUAAUUGUAACAAUUUUUUUCUCAAGAAAGUUAAAUGAUAAAAAAAAAGUUACCUAAUGGUUAUUGAAUAAAUUACUCAUGUUAAUUCAAAUCA